GCUUUGAUCGCUUAUUCAUUUCUGCUUUGUUUUUAGGUUAGUUAUGGAAUUUAUGUUUUAUGUUGAAAUAGGUUAGUCAGUAUAAGUGUUUUGAAAAUGGCAAAUACUGGAGUUUUGCCCUUUGUGCGUGGUGUAGAUUUCAGCAGAAAUGAUUUUAGUGAUGGCAGAUUUCCUCAGUCUGUUCGCCUCAUGUCAGGGGUCCAGUGGCUCAAGCUGGAUCGAUCCAACCUGACGCAGGUGCCUGAAGAGCUCGGCAACCUCAUGAAACUUGAACAUCUUUCCCUUACACACAAUGGGCUGGAGAAGUUGUUCGGAGAGUUGACAGAGCUAUGGUCCCUGCGGACCCUCAACAUCCGACACAACAAGGUGAGGAGCUCGGGAAUCCCUGCCCAGCUAUUCCACCUGGAGGACCUCACCACCCUGGACCUCAGCCAUAAUGUGCUCAAGGAGGUGCCCGAGGGGAUGGAGAAAGCCAGGAGUCUGCUCGUACUCAAUCUUAGCCAUAACAAUAUCACAGCCAUCCCCAACACAUUGUUUGUGAACCUGACAGACCUGCUGUUUUUGGACCUGAGUCACAAUCAGUUGGAGACACUGCCACCACAGAUGCGCAGGCUGGCCAACCUCCAGACCCUCAUUCUCAACCAUAACCCUCUUGGCCAUUUCCAGCUCAGACAGUUGCCCAGCCUGGUGGGGUUGGAGACUCUCCACAUGCGUGACACGCAGCGCAGUCCUGACAACAUGCCAACCAGCCUGGAGAUGUUGUCCAAUCUACGGGAUGUAGACCUCAGUUUCAACGAUCUGCCCAAGGUUCCCGACGCUCUCUACACAGUGCCUACGUUGCGCAGACUGAACCUUAGCAGCAACUGUAUUACUGAGCUAGCUAUGGCAUUGGAGGUCUGGCAGAAUCUGGAGACUCUGAACUUGUGCUGCAAUCAGCUGACAAGUCUGCCUGCAUCUCUGUGUAAGCUGACCUCUCUGCGGCGUCUCUACCUCAACAACAACAAACUGGACUUUGAGGGCAUUCCUUCUGGCAUCGGAAAACUUGUCAACUUGGAGGUGUUCUCUGCUGCCAACAACCACCUGGAGAUGAUUCCUGAAGGCCUCUGCAGAUGUGGCUCACUGAAGAAGCUGAUACUUAGCGGUAACCGACUGAUCACGCUGCCAGACACGGUGCACCUGCUCAGUGAGCUGCAGACCCUGGAGCUCAAAGACAACCCAGAUUUGGUGAUGCCACCCAAACCUCUGGAGGCACAGCGUGGUGCCGGCAUCGAAUUCUACAACAUCGACUUUUCACUGCAGAACCAACUAAGACUUGCUGGUGCCGCCGCCGUACCAGCCCCUUUACCCGUCACUGGUGCCAGUAAAGAUCCCAUUGCUCGCAAGCUGCGGCUGAGGAGAGGCAAGAGAGAUCAUGAAGAAGCUGACUCUGACCAGGCCAAGAUAUUGAAGGGAAUGAAAGACAUUGCCAAGGAGAAGAAUAAACAGAAGACCUUAGAAGAAGUGAAAGCAGAAUCGCUCAAGCCGAAGCGGUGGGACGAGUCAUUGGAGAAACCACAGUUGGACUACUCAGAACUAUUCGAUGAGGAUGCGGGACAGAUGCCGGGGCUGACCGUGUGGGAGAUAGAGAACUUCCUGCCCAACCAGGUGGAGGAGGUGGCACACGGCAAGUUCUACGAGGGCGAUUGCUACAUCAUCCUCAAGACCAGGCUCGAUGAAUCUAGCAACCUACAGUGGCAGAUUUACUUCUGGAUAGGCGACAAGGCUACGCUGGACAAGCGAGCUUGUUCUGCUAUCCACGCAGUAAAUUUGCGCAACUUCCUGGGAGCAGAGUGUCGGACAGCACGGGAGGAACAAGGAGAUGAAUCUGAGGAGUUCCUGGCAUUGUUCCCGAACGACAUUGUCUACAUAGAGGGUGGCCGCACAUCUAGCGGCUUCUACACAGUGGAGGAUGUGGCGUACACUGUGCGUCUGUACCGAGUACACGGUGCCGGCAACUCCAGUAUACACCUGGAGCCGGUGCCAGUCUCUGCGGAGUCUCUGGAUCCUCGGUUCGUCUUCCUGCUGGACACUGGGCUCAAGAUAUUCAUGUGGUACGGCAAGCGAGCUAAAAACACCUUCAAGUCCAAAGCAAGACUGUUAGCGGAGAAGAUCAACAAGAACGAACGCAAGAACAAGGCUGAGAUAAUCAUGGAGACGCUCAACGAUGAGAGCGCAGACUUCUGGAAGGCUUUGGGCGAAGAAGAUGGAAUGAGGCCUGAAGAACCGGUUAUCGAACACGUGAGUGAUGACUUUGCGAUCAUCCCACCUAGGCUGUACCAAGUGAAGCUGGGGAUGGGAUACCUGGAGUUGCCCCAGGUGGAGUUGACCCACAACAAGUUGGUGCACACCCUGCUGCAGAGUCGUAAUGUCUACAUACUGGACUGCUACAUGGACUUGUUCGUAUGGUAUGUCCAGAAUCAGUGA
This is a messenger RNA of Homalodisca vitripennis (glassy-winged sharpshooter), 2463 nucleotides long. Its product is annotated as protein flightless-1-like. Gene Ontology annotation, molecular function: actin filament binding; phosphatidylinositol-4,5-bisphosphate binding. Gene Ontology annotation, biological process: myofibril assembly; actin filament severing; actin polymerization or depolymerization. NCBI's taxonomy places the organism in Eukaryota, Metazoa, Arthropoda, Insecta, Hemiptera, Cicadellidae. Gene Ontology annotation, cellular component: cytoplasm; actin cytoskeleton; nucleus. The record is from RefSeq and is a predicted model, not a curated record.